Molecule: messenger RNA, 2579 nt
Organism: Oldenlandia corymbosa var. corymbosa
Lineage: Eukaryota; Viridiplantae; Streptophyta; Magnoliopsida; Gentianales; Rubiaceae
Source: the annotation of a GenBank genome assembly
CCUCAUUAUGAAGCUAAUCUACAAACAGUCUUAACUUCCGGUGGGCAUCUCGCUUACAUUUGCCGCCUUUUUGAAUUGUCUCAAAAUUAUUAUUCAAUUUGUAUUUUCAUUUUAGUCUAAUUUGAACUGAAAAUCAAAAUAUAAACUUGUAAUAAUUCCCGAGGGAGGAAGACUUUCGAAAUCCAAGGUGCAGUUACUGACCCAGUGAACAGUCACUAAAUUUAACAGAAGGGAUUCAGGUUGGCAUUUUUGUAAAUAAACCAAUUUUUGAAUAUAUUUGCAAUUUUUGUUAGAUUCUUCUUCGCCCAGAGUUAUCCUCUUCCUGCCAGACCCUCACUCCUCAGCUGCAACUUUCUUCUCCUUCAAAAACUUCAAAUAUUUGGUCUAUAACCUUGCUUUGGAACAGCAACAAAUUCUGCUCAAAUGGCUAAAGCGAUGAGUGAUUACAUUUGCGUUAGAGAAGCAAAUGGGAGUUCUAAAGAUUUAGCUUCCUCAUUUGGUGUACGGUUUAAAUCUUCGAGAAUUCGAGCUUCACAGCCCCGUAACCACAAGAACAACUUCUACAAACAACUGGGUUUGUUUCGAUAUCCCCUCACCUCUCUAAUUUCAAGCUUCUUCACGUGAAUGUUUUAUAUAGUAUGAUUGCUUUCUACCAAGUUCAGGAAGUAGUUUACCUUUGGAUAUCGGUUGUUCUGAUUACUUUAUUGAAAGUGGGUUCUAGUAAGUUGUUGAAAACUGUUGCCUAAUAUCUCUGUGUUGCCUAAAGAUUGACCGGAUAUUUGCUUCGAGGAUUAGGCUGUUAACUUGUAAUAGUGGAUAAUUAAAAUAGGAUGGGAAGACUAGUUUAUGGAGUACCAAUGUUAUACUUAACUCUUUAAUGCAAAGUCUUUAAUGCUCUGAGUGUCAUGCAAAUCGAAAAUGAUUUAGAUUAUUUUGAAUAAGGACUGUUCUUUCAACCCCUUAAGCAGUUCAUCAAACAUAACAAAACCAGUUUCAAAAGCUUCUUUUGGGAAUUAUGAUGCUCCAAUUUAGUUGACGGGUGAUAAUUUGUUCCCAUUGUCAUAUAAGCGAUUUGCUGUUUCUAAUUUCUUGGAAAUGUUUGGCUCACUGUGAGGAAUAUAUGGUAGGUAUGUUUGCCUUGAGGAAAAAGAUAGAAGAUUCAAUUCUUACCGCAGAGAUAUUGGCACCCUCAGCAUUGGAACAGGAAGAAGUGAGACGUAUCAAACAACAGAAAGUUAUUCGCGAACGUAAUUUGUGGGAUGACCUACCUGAGGCAGAUGAAGUCCUGGUCAAAUUGGCUGAAAGUGACGAGCUGGUUGAUUCUCUCAAGGAUCUUAAGUUUAAGGCUGAGGAAGCUAAACUUAUCAUGGAAUUGGUUGAGACUGAUGCUAUAAAUGAUGGACUUUUUAAGCAGGCGUACACUGCAUCCAUGGAUGUAAGUAAGUUUCUAAAGAGAUAUGAAAUGUCCAAGUAUUUUAAGGAGCCAUAUGACAACGAGGGAGCUUGUCUUAUCAUUGAAUCUGGAGAUGAAGGAAUUUACGAUGAGAGAUGGGCCGAGCAAUUAGUACAAAUGUAUAUCAAAUGGGCCGAAAAACAAGGUCAUAAUUGGAGGGUAGUUGAAAAACUUCCUCUGAAAGGUUCUGGUAUUAAGUAUGCAACACUUGAGUUUGAAUCAAAAUUUGUUUAUGGAUAUCUAAUGGGAGAAAGAGGUGUCCACCAUAUGAUAAGGGCUUCACAAGAUGGAUCUGUUUCCUCUGAGACUAGUUUUGCUACCGUGGAUGUUAUUCCUCUGUUUCUCGGAUCAGAGCCUGACGUCAUUAUUCAUGAAAAGGAUCUAGUCAUAUCAUCUUUAUUGCACAGUGAAGAGGACCAGCGCCGGAAAAACCCUUCAAUUCACAUACAGCACAUUCCAACUAAUUUAACCGUCAAAUCGACUGGUAAAUUCUAUAAACCACUACUGAUCUGUUCAAACAUUGCGUUGCUUUAUCGUUUGAUGAGCCAUGUAGUCUCAAACUUGUAAAUUACUCAAAGUUUUGGAGUUGUUUGUUCAAGAAGAUAGGAUGUUUUCUUCAAGUAGUUAUCUUAAUACUUUUGAAGUUUUUAUGAAUGCUCUCCUGGUGUAUUAGUUGAUUUUGUACGUUAUAAUGCUUCAUCUAUUUAGAAAAGUAGAUUUUUUUCUUUUUUCUCCCGUUGCAGGUGAACGAAGCCUUUUUGCUAAUAAGAUGAAGGCUCUAAAUCGCCUAAAAGCCAAACUUCUCACCAUCUUGAAGAACCAGGGAAUAUCCGCUGUUGAAGACAUCGACAAGGACAUGGUUCUUGAUGCCCGGACCCAGGAAACCCGAAGAUAUGUGCUUCACCCCUCUAAGCGUGUUGAUGAUGUAAAAACUGGUUUCCAGUGCUAUGAUAUUGAUUCUGUUUUAAAUGGAAAUAUAGACUCUCUUAUUGCUGCUCACAUCUAUAAUAGAAGUUCAUCUGAGAGAAUUUGAUCAACAUUUUUAAUGCAAUUUGUAAGAGUUUAUCGAGCCCUUAGAGUUUGUUUUUACUCCAGAUCCCAAAAUAGAUGCCUACCUCAUAAGAAA